UUGUGUGUUGCAACCGUUUGUGCUCUCCUAUUUGGAAUAAUACUGUAGUAAAGGCAAAGAAAAUGGCUCGUACGAAGCAAACAGCCCGUAAAUCGACCGGAGGAAAGGCCCCAAGGAAACAGCUAGCAACCAAAGCUGCCCGUAAAAGCGCCCCAUCCACUGGUGGAGUGAAAAAGCCUCAUCGUUAUAGGCCGGGAACUGUCGCCCUUCGAGAAAUCCGUCGUUAUCAAAAGUCGACAGAACUGUUGAUCAGAAAGCUUCCAUUUCAGCGUCUUGUACGUGAAAUUGCCCAGGACUUCAAGACGGAUCUUCGUUUCCAAAGUGCCGCUAUUGGUGCCCUUCAAGAAGCCGCAGAAGCGUACCUGGUUGGUCUAUUUGAAGACACAAACUUGUGUGCCAUCCACGCUAAGCGCGUGACCAUUAUGCCAAAGGAUAUUCAACUCGCUCGCCGGAUCAGGGGAGAACGUGCUUAAAUUAGCUCAUUAUCGCUGUACAUAUUGAAACUUUAAUGGAACAUAUCUAAAUGUAAGGAACCGAACUUGAUAUCUAUGAUGCAUGCACUAGUCGUCAGUAACUAAACUACUUUUCAUGUCGGUUAAAGUUCUCCUUUUCGUUCACUUUUCUCUCUGUAAGAGUUGCAUGAUUUUAGAAUUUUUGUUACCAAAAUCGUAAAUACCAAUCAUAAGUUAGUCAAUUUUAAGUUUUAUUACAUGUUGGCGCCGUCUUCGCUGUUGUAUGUCAGUCACUGGUUGGGGCAAUAAUGGCGGGCGAAUAAGGAGUCUUUGUUCACUGAUAUUUCGUAUUUUCGCCGAAUCCACGGUGAUUGGGGAUUAACGGAAGACCGUGUUCUUUGGAUCUCUUUGUAAGAUAAGAUCUGGUAGCCGUUCGUUUUUAUUGACACUCUUGAGUAACGAUCUUGUAUGUAAUAUAUCCAUUUUUAACCUAACUUUAUUUAAGAGACAAUAAACUGUCUUUAAAAA
This is a messenger RNA of Pocillopora verrucosa, 980 nucleotides long. RefSeq names its product histone H3.3. The record is from RefSeq and is a predicted model, not a curated record. Lineage: Eukaryota; Metazoa; Cnidaria; Anthozoa; Scleractinia; Pocilloporidae. Gene Ontology annotation, cellular component: nucleosome; nucleus. Gene Ontology annotation, molecular function: structural constituent of chromatin; protein heterodimerization activity; DNA binding.